CUGUAGCAUUCGUUAUGUAGUUGAACGUGAAUAAUAUCGUAAGCACACGACGUCUAGCAAUAGACCGGACCACUAUUAUCGCCUACAAUGCCUGGAUGGGCGGAAGCAACAGCUGCACAGAAGCUCUCCACACACGAUUACUCAUGCACAUUGCACGACGACUGGUGUAUCGGAAGCGUUCCUAACGGUGGCUACGUUACUGGGUGCAUACUCGAAGUUGUCAAGACCCACUUUAGCACCUCGCUGGCGAAGCAAAACCAGCCGCAUACUAUAGCUUUACAUGUCGAAUUCUUGCGGCGGACCGGGGCUGGCCCUGCCAUCUUCAAAGUAGAAGAUGUCAAGCUCGGCCGCCAAACAUCAGUUGUGCACGUAAGAAUGGAACAGGAAGGUCGCCAGGAGAUCAUUGCAUACGCUACGAACUCAAACAUCGACACAGAGGAAGGGUUUUCGUUUGAUACGAAGUACACUCUAUCGCCGCCAGUCCCAUCUGUUGAUCUUUCAAAACUGGAUCAGGGUGUCGAUCCGAACUGGAUUAAAAUUGCAGAAUUACCAUAUGCAAAGUUCAGAAAAGCGACCGCGAAAGUUGUCUUCCACUUCCCUCGGGACGGACAGAAGGCACUAUCCACUGCCGAUGAGUGGCUCUGCUGGUCAGACGGAACUAACUUCACCAACUCAUCCAUCGGUUUCGUCGCGGACAUGUUUCCCCAGAUCGUCGAGUCUUUUCGGUAUGAGGGUCAAGGUCCGUUUUGGUAUCCGACUUUGUUGUUGAAUCUAGACAUCAAGAAAUCCCUGCCACAAGAGGGCGUCAAGUGGUUGCAAAUCAGAGUAGAGAUGAAGAGGAUCAAGAAUGGGAGGCUGGAUUUGGAGGUGUACGUGCAUGAUGCUGAAGGAGAUUUGGUGGCAUUGAGCCAUCAUGUUGGGUUUGUCCUCGACGCGUCGAGGAAUACUGCUGCAAGGAGAAAACCAGACGCCAAGAUAUAGAUACAAGACAGAUCGUUUUAGGAGGGUAGAGCAUAUAUAUGUGCGUAAAGGCUUUUAUAGAGACUAUAAGAAUACUACUAUAUUACACAAGGUAGAAAGCGUGUCACUUAGGAUGCAUGAAAGGAUGGUUUCUGACAUAAGAGAGUGCUUAUUGAAGUUUGGAAAAGAAAAGGAAUGUGGCAAGCAUGGAUUUCAGAGAGGUGGAGAGGUUGAUGCGUUGAAAAUGGAC
Molecule: messenger RNA, 1210 nt
Organism: Cucurbitaria berberidis CBS 394.84
Lineage: Eukaryota; Fungi; Ascomycota; Dothideomycetes; Pleosporales; Cucurbitariaceae
Exons: 2
Coding region: 88-981 (297 amino acids)
Source: RefSeq, a predicted model, not a curated record